Molecule: messenger RNA, 777 nt
Organism: Lactuca virosa
Lineage: Eukaryota; Viridiplantae; Streptophyta; Magnoliopsida; Asterales; Asteraceae
Source: the annotation of a GenBank genome assembly
AUGGCGACUCUUACUUUCUCAACUUCAUCUCUUCACACCAAAACCCUAACAAGAAAAUCCGUAGAACAUUUCCCCUGUAAAACCCUAAUACACCUUCCGAAGUCCCCCAAUUUUGAAUCUCUGAGCUCUGUCAUCAAACGGAAAACGUUAGUCGGUCCUCCGAUCAGAUCCACUACGACCACCAUCUCCGAGAGUUUAUCUACCACAACCGCCCCACAGACCCUCAAAUCUCGGCUCAAAAAUGGCGAGACUUUGUACGGUCUUUUCCUGCUCUCCUUCUCGCCUACACUUGCUGAGAUCGCCGGUCUCUCCGGCUACGACUUCGUUGUCGUCGACAUGGAACACGGUCCAGGCGGCAUCUCUCAAGCUCUCUCGUGUCUCCAUGCUCUCGCCGCAGCUCGUACACCGACGAUCCUUCGUUUACCUGACUCUGACGCAGCAUGGGCUAAGAAAGCUCUCGAUCUUGGACCUCAGGGUAUCAUGUUUCCCAUGAUUGAGAGCCAGAAAAUGGCGAAAAAAGCAGUCUCCUAUUGUAAGUUCCCACCAAACGGAGUCCGUGGCUCUGCUCAUACAGUCGUUCGGGCCUCCGAUUACGGAAUCGACAAUGGGUAUCUAAGCAAUUACGAAGAAGAGCUUCUGAUCAUGUGUCAGGUGGAAUCGGAAGAGGGAGUGAAGAAGAUUGAUGAGAUUGCAAGUGUUGAUGGAGUUGACUGCGUGCAGAUGGGACCGUUGGAUCUGAGUGCGAGCAUGGGGGUAUCUAUGGGACCCUGGGAAUAA